UUUAGAUUGUCAUUCGCAGAGCGAACGCAUGGUGUGUUGUUGUGUUAUUGCUGCGGUAAACGUUUUAUUAAAAUUAAAUAAAUUCAUUAAACAUGAGUGACGUUGAGGAGCAGUAUGAUCCCAAAACUCAUAAAAGUUUACUACAAGCCAUUAGCAAUUUGCAAACAACCCAACAUAUACGCAAGGCUACUCGUGGCGAGAUAAGGAAUCAGCACGACGAAUUUCAGUUGGUAAAGCGUGCGAAGUUAUCCACAGAUGUACCCAAGUCUAAUCUUGCAGUUAAUGAUGUCGUCCAAGUGCUAAAGAAAACUAAAAAACAUUUAGAUACCGGAAAACUGUUGAAAAAUGUACAAUCAACAAAGAAGGUUCUUGAAAAACCACUGGAAAAAACUGCAGCAGAUCGUAUACGCCGCACCAUUGCCUAUGAGAACACAAAGAAAACCUUAGCACGCUGGGAUGCAGUAGUUGCUAAAAAUCGUAGUUCUGAGACGCAAGUGUUUCCUUUGCAAACUGAGACAAUUUAUGUUGAUACAUCAGCACACGCAAAACCAUUUAAUUCGUCUCUGAAAUCUGACUUAAUGCUUGAAAUGGAAGCAAGCGAAGCCAAGUUAAGAGCUUUAAAAAGGGAACAAAUGGGUGAUACAACAGAUGAAAAAGAAUUAGAAAACGAAAAACAGAGAUUGUAUAAAAGAGAAAUGGUACGUCAGGAACUUAUAGCUAAGCGUAAAGAGUUGGCGUAUUUAAAAAUGCGUGAAUCACAAAAAUCAGCUAAAGCACGUUUGCAAAAUAAAAUAAAAUCCAAAAAGUAUCACAAAUUAAUGAAACGGCAGAAGAUACAAGAACAGAUGAAACAAUUUGAGUUGCUGCAAAAAACAAAUCCCGAGGCCGCAUUAGAGAAAUUAAAUGAAAUAGAGAAAAGUCGUGUACUUGAACGGGCUAGUUUGCGUCAUAAAAAUACUGGUUCUUGGGCAAAAAAUCUACAAGUGCGUGCUAAAUAUGAUAAGGAUGUACGCAAAGAUUUAGCCGAACAAUUGCAAAUGAGUCGGCAAAUAACUCAGAAGAAAAAUGAUAGUGAAAGUGAGGAAGAACAGGAAUCUGAGAAUGAAAUCAAGAAGCAAGACGAUGAUGAUUUUGAUCCGUUUAAUCCAUGGACGAAAGCUCAGGCUGCCAAGAGUAAUACAGAAAAUAUAGCAACUGAUGAAAAUUGGCGUAAAUAUUGGUUAGAGAGAAACGAGAAUCAGAAACUCUUAGAAGAAUAUAAAAAGGAUUUUCCAACAAACAUAGAUAAUGAAGAUAAAACUGAAGAAGAUAUAAAAGACGAGGAAAAGGAAGUUCAAAUAAGAUCUGAAAAUAAAGAUAUAAAAAAAAAUAAAAAGCGUCUUAAUCUUAUCGAAAACACGACUAAUAUAAAAGGUAAGCGUUUAAAACUAGAAAAUAAUGGACAGGAAGGAGAUAACUCUCAACCGAUUAAUAAAAACACCAAAGUUAAAGCGAAGAAAAAGGUUAAAAUAGAAAAUGGUUGGGUGGUUGAACCUAUUAACGAAUCAGCUGCUAAAAUUGAGGAAUCUAUUGAUGAUAUAUUCGAUGCAAAAGAAGAACAAAUACGAAUAAAAUUAAAAGAAAAACUAAACCACAUAGCGGAGACGGCAAAAAAACUUAAAAACAUAAAAGUCAAGAAAAUGAAAAAGAGUGCUGUUGUAAAGGAGAAAGAUGCUUUGAAGAAUUUAAAGAAUCUUUCAUUUAAAGAACAAGCGACCAAACCCAUAAUUGAUGAGGAAUUAAAUGCUGAGGAAAACAAAACCGAUUCCUCUUCAAAUGAGAAUAAUUUAACAAAUAUUACUAAUAUUGAUAAUAUAUCCACCAAACACGAAGAAUCUGCACAAAGCGAUACCAUUGAUCCUAAUAAAUUAGCCACUAUUAAAUUGAAACAUAAUGUUGGAGGAUUUGAUAUUGUUAAUUCGGUAAUGGAUGAUGUCGAUAUAGAAGGAAGUGAUGAGGACGACGAAUUUACACAACAAAUGACAAUUACCGAAGCAUUUGAAGAUGAUGAUAUUAUUGCCGAUUUCACUAAAGAAAAAGCGGAAGACACAGAACUCAAGAAUACUGAAUUACAAUUAACAUUGCCUGGUUGGGGUGCAUGGGCUGGCGCUGGUGUUUCGAAGGAACUACAAGCUGAACGAAAUAAACGUCUUGUGUUGAAAUUUCCUAACAAAGAAAAACGUCAGGAUGAUAAUAAAAAAGGUGUUUAUAUUAACGAAGAAGUCUGUAAAGAAGCGCGUGAACAUUUUGUCUCGGAUGUACCAUUUCCAUUUAAGUCUGUUAAGGCUUAUGAGGCCAGUAUACGUGCACCUAUUGGUCGUAAUUUUGUGCCCGAAACAGCUUUUCGUAUGUUAACUCGCCCAGAUGUUAUAACGAAAAAGGGACAAAUAAUAGAUCCAAUGGAUGAAAGUGAAUUAAUUAAACCCGCUCGCAGGUUGAGACACAUCGUUGAUCGAAGAAUUGAAAGAGCUGCACAAGGUACAAUAAAAGCGUAAAACGUUCUGUGUGUGUAAUUUCAAUGAAAUUUGUAAAUCUAUCAAUUUUUUUUA
Molecule: messenger RNA, 2588 nt
Organism: Teleopsis dalmanni
Lineage: Eukaryota; Metazoa; Arthropoda; Insecta; Diptera; Diopsidae
Product: U3 small nucleolar RNA-associated protein 14 homolog A
Exons: 2
Coding region: 93-2534 (813 amino acids)
Biological process (GO): rRNA processing
Cellular component (GO): small-subunit processome; nucleolus
Source: RefSeq, a predicted model, not a curated record